Messenger RNA from Mesocestoides corti, 252 nucleotides. The record is from the annotation of a GenBank genome assembly. NCBI's taxonomy places the organism in Eukaryota, Metazoa, Platyhelminthes, Cestoda, Cyclophyllidea, Mesocestoididae.
AUGGUUCGAAAUACUACUUUUUUAAUAAACAAACUUGUGAAGAAUAAUUCGCAUCGUCUGCUUGUCGAGUGCGCUCAGUCAACAAUGCUCGACAUCGACUUUGGCACCUAUCCCUACGUCACUGCUUCAAAUUCCUCUGUCGGUGGUGUGUGUACUGGACUUGGACUGCCACCGUCUUCUAUUGGCAAUGUUUAUGGAGUCGCCAAAGGUAUUGCUAUCACCCUAGCUGAUUGCCUUCCUUACACUCUUUAA